Ilyonectria robusta is the source of this 1245-nucleotide messenger RNA. RefSeq lists its product as uncharacterized. Bases 184 to 822 code for a protein of 212 amino acids. Lineage: Eukaryota; Fungi; Ascomycota; Sordariomycetes; Hypocreales; Nectriaceae. The transcript has 2 exons. The record is from RefSeq and is a predicted model, not a curated record.
GGAGGAGAAGCCUUGGUCUGGGCGUCUUGCAGAUUGCGGGGAACCGCCACCAUUCAGACUUGGUUCCCGUCCGCCGGUCUCGUUGGAGCCUUGCUAGAGGGUUGCUAGAGGCUUCCAGUCAAUCCACUGCCGCCUCUCCUGCUCCUCCCGCUCCCAGCCGUCCACGCUCGUGCAGCAUGUGGCAUGCUCUUGCUUGCCUGUCCCCCACAACUGCCACGAGGCCAUGUGGUUGACAACACCUCGAAUACCGAGGCUAGCCGGGGGAUGCCUAUCAAAGCCAUCAUCUGGUGGACCGCUUAUGAACUGCCCCCUGUCAGACAAAUUAUGCUGCCGGCCACCGGCUUUCGUGUGACCGGAUUAUAUCCCGGUGGAUGCAGUCUUGUGCGUUCUCGACCCCGUCCCGCUGAGCAAGACGAAAACUUAGCAUCUCGGCAAGUUUUUCUUCCUGUCUCGUGGGAAAUACGAAGGUUGGUGGCAAAUUCUGGGGGGAAGGGAUUGUCCAUGCCGUGGCCAACAUCAUGCCAUCUUAAAUCAUUCACGUCUCUUCUUCCUUUCACGCCAACGCAGCAUGCAACCAUCGGAGAACCCCUCUCGGGCCGAGACCAUGACGGACGGGAGGAAUCUGCAGCAAACAGGGGCAACAACAUGGCAAUCCUCGUUGUUGGUCGGUCGAUCGGUUGGUUGGGUUGGACGUUUGGAAUGGUUGCGUCUGCGGCCCGCCUGGAUCCCGUCCAAGUCCCGUCUGCAUCCCGCUCCUCCUCUGUCUCCCGACAUUCCGCUUUUCCAUCUCGGGUUACAACUAGAUGCGACCGCUGUGGCUAGCCCCGACCCUCCCACGUCAUCGAAACCCGACCGAAAGACGAUACCGCGAACCGAAGUUCAGGUGAGGGCACUCACCGACAUUGCUUCUUUCGGUCGAGAACCCAGGUCCGAUACGAUGCUUAUCGGUUUGAUAGACCACUGUCUGAGCACCCUCUCGACUCUGCCCUCAGCCCUGCCUCAAUUGUCAGUCAGAACAUGUGAAUCCUGUGACAAGCGAAGGAAGUACCACAACCUCCGUCUAAACUUCUAGAUCGGGAUCAUCCCAGCUUGGCUGCCCGAAUUCAUCCCUCCCAUCCCCUUGAGGCGAAGAGGGAAUUACCAGCACGCGGGGUCCUCUCUCGGCACGCUUUCACCAACACGGAAAGCUUCCCGAGCAGUUGGUUCUUCGUUCCCGAGACUUGGAGCAUACGCGGCAUGCAGGAG